Oryza brachyantha (malo sina) is the source of this 1316-nucleotide messenger RNA. Its product is annotated as beta-carotene 3-hydroxylase, chloroplastic-like. The record is from RefSeq and is a predicted model, not a curated record. The transcript is spliced from 5 exons. Gene Ontology annotation, molecular function: iron ion binding; beta-carotene 3-hydroxylase activity. Gene Ontology annotation, cellular component: chloroplast. Gene Ontology annotation, biological process: carotene metabolic process; xanthophyll biosynthetic process. Bases 94 to 1047 code for a protein of 317 amino acids. NCBI's taxonomy places the organism in Eukaryota, Viridiplantae, Streptophyta, Magnoliopsida, Poales, Poaceae.
UCGAGACGACGGCGACUCCGACCCACUUGUCUUCGACGCCGCUCCCACCGAGGCGUCGCUGACCGCUUCAUCCGCCCAGCCCCCGCUGCAUCCAUGGCUGUCGCGAGGCUGGUGGCCGCGCCGUCGCCUCUCCCCGCCGCGGCACGCCGAUCGCCCUCCUCCGCCCUGCGGCGGGUGCCGUUAUUCGCGCCGCUCCCGGCGAGGGGGGUCGCGCCGUGCGUGUGCGCCCCCCUGCGCGUGGCGACGGACGACAGGGCUGGCUCGGUGGCGGGCGAGGCGGACGAGGAGGCUGCUCGGAGGGCGGUGGCGGAGCGCGCGGCGCGGAAGCAGUCGGAGCGGCGGACGUACCUGGUGGCGGCGGUGAUGUCCAGCCUCGGGAUCACGUCCAUGGCCGCCGCCGCCGUCUACUACCGCUUCGCCUGGCAAAUGGAGGUACCACCGCCAUCGCAACCUCGCAUCUACAAGAUUACAACCCCUUCCUUGGCUGACUCCGGCGUGCUCGACCAGGGCGGCGAGAUCCCGGUGACGGAGAUGUUCGGCACCUUCGCGCUCUCGGUGGGCGCCGCGGUCGGGAUGGAGUUCUGGGCGCGGUGGGCGCACCGGGCGCUGUGGCACGCGUCGCUGUGGCACAUGCACGAGUCGCACCACCGCCCGCGCGACGGCCCGUUCGAGCUCAACGACGUCUUCGCCAUCAUCAACGCCGUCCCGGCCAUGUCCCUCCUCGCCUACGGCUUCUUCAACCGCGGCCUCGUCCCCGGCCUCUCCUUCGGCGCGGGGCUCGGGAUCACGCUGUUCGGGAUGGCGUACAUGUUCGUCCACGACGGCCUGGUCCACCGCCGCUUCCCGGUGGGGCCCAUCGCCGACGUGCCCUACUUCCGGCGGGUCGCCGCCGCCCACCAGAUACAUCACAUGGACAAGUUCGAGGGCGUGCCAUAUGGGCUGUUCCUUGGUCCCAAGGAGCUGGAGGAGGUGGGUGGUAGUGAGGAGCUGGAGAAGGAGAUCAAGAGGAGGAUUAAGAGGAAAGAGACCUUAGAUACGAUCCAAUGAGAGUUACUUGUCACACAUUUCCUUUUUUUCUUUCCUUUCUGUUCUCUCUUAUUAGAUUUCUCUUGCAAUUGUAGCCUUGUAAUAUGCCUUUUGUGUCAUGUUAAUAGAACAAUAAUUAGAUAGAUACGUGGAAGCUCAUGAUUCUUGUGAGAGGUGGGUGAUUCAGACGGUGGAGCACGCAGGUAUUAGAAAAUGCUGUGCUGGGCCUGAAUGGUUGAUGCUUUUGCUAGUACUUCAUAUAUACUAGUAUUAGUACCAUUCUGAAUUUA